This is a messenger RNA of Solanum stenotomum, 1458 nucleotides long. RefSeq names its product wall-associated receptor kinase-like 3. The transcript has 5 exons. The record is from RefSeq and is a predicted model, not a curated record. Gene Ontology annotation, molecular function: ATP binding; protein kinase activity. Gene Ontology annotation, cellular component: plasma membrane. Bases 92 to 1225 code for a protein of 377 amino acids. Gene Ontology annotation, biological process: protein phosphorylation. Lineage: Eukaryota; Viridiplantae; Streptophyta; Magnoliopsida; Solanales; Solanaceae.
AAGAAUAAUGUAGAAGUAGAAAAGAAAAAAAAAAGGCAAAAGGAAAAGACAUAAUCAGCUUUAAGGCAAAUCGGAACCACCAUUCUCUUCCAUGGAUGGCGUGGAAAAGCUGAGGAAGGAAUUCAAGUAUUGGAAAUAUUCACCGUAUUUCUAUCAAAAGCGCAACUAUUAUGAGUCGGAAUGGAAAGACAGUUAUCGUAUCUUGGUUGAUUCGUUUAUGCUUAGUUCUUCCACAUUCGAGAACGCCUUGAGCAAAUCACUUUGGAAAAUGAAACUGUCACCUGUGGGGGAUGCGGUGCCUUGCAGCUUUAAGGAUUUGGAAAAUAUGACCCUGAAAUUUUCCCGAUCCCAAUGUUUAAUCCACACUAUGUACGGCAGAUUGUUUGCAGAUCAUGAGGGCAAUGUUGCUAUCAAAACAUGGGAUUUCUUUGUUCCACAGUUCCCCUGUUAUGCUGACCAUCCGAAUAGAUUUUGUGUAUGUUUAAUUUGUUGGAUCUCAUUUUUCUCUUCCUCCGUUAACAUUUAUUUUUUCCCUAACCUAGCUGGAAAAUUUAAUUUGCAGAACGAGCUUGAAAUACUAACGCGUGAAGACCGACAUCCAUGUUUGAUGAAGUUAAAGGGCUUCUGUUUUCAGCAUAUACUUGCACUAGUGUAUGAUGAAAUGCCAACACAAGUUUUGUCAACCAAGCUUCAUUCUGGCAAUCAGUUUGGAUGGAAUGCUAGAAUGAGGGUGGCGACUCAACUUGCAAGCCUCUUCGCCUGGUUUCAUGAGAGGCGAUAUGCAUUUGGUACUGUCAGACCAAAAGACAUAAUGAUUGACAACGACUUCAACAUUAAAGUAUUCGACUUUGGUUUCCUUACUCCGGUCACGAAUGAAGAUAAUUGGGGGCCCUUGCCUUAUCAUGCUAUUCGAGAACCUCCAGAGGCUAGAUACGGUAUUCAGAAUUUAAAAGCUGAUGUUUACAUAUUUGGUAUUCUACUUGUGGAGUUGAUUGGCAAUAGCUACAUUGGUAUAGAGAAGAAGAUGGCAAUCCACCACUGGAUUCUUAAGGAACUCCAAGGAGGAAAAAGAUCAAUAGUGAAUGAAUCAAUUCUGCAAGAUAAUGAUGAGCUUGCUAACGGCAUCACAGACUUAGCAGUAAAAUGUUUGAAUGAGGAUCCAAAUGAACGCCCAAAUAUGAUGGAAGUCUCUACCAACUUGUCCAAUUUGGUAGGAGUAACUUGAAAUCAAUUAGUUACUUUGAGCUUAGUGAGGCUUUAUAUGCUCAAAACAUUACUCAAUAUGAAUCAUUAGUUGCUUAUGUAAUAAGGAUUUAAGGUGUGUGGUGGUUCUUGUUUUGCUUGUUAGGGCUUUACUAUAGAGAACUUGAAAACCACUUGAUAUGCUUGAACUUCAUUCGAAUUUUUCUUCAUUUUGGCUAAUUCUUACUUUGAACACGAUUUAUGCUACAAUUUUGA